AUGAAUUUCGACGAGGCGCAGACACAGCCGGCCCAUGAUACCGCGCCUUCGCAGAUCGCGAACCACGGUCCCGCGCUCGCCGCAGAGCAUGAUGCGGGGUCCGUGGAUCCAGCGACGCCAGCAGAGGACGACUUCGACAGCACGCCGCGCUCAGAGGCGCCCUCCGUCCCCGAUACUGUCAACGAGGCUCUACAGCGGCUCCACGUCCACGGCUCUGAGCCCAGCUACUUCUCUCCGCAGCCGCGGCGGGUCUACACCUCCCAGAUCGCGCGAUCGAACCCCUCCACUGAGCCCUCGCCGACGACGACCGCUGCCCUCGAUGGCCCGCACCUUCGCUCGGUAGAGCCCAUAACAGAACUCUCAUCGGGCCUUGCAGAACAUGUCGACCGCCCCGUGUAUCAGCGAGAUCUUUCCAGCGCCUCCACGGCUAGCGCCUCGACCGUGCGUCCAACCUCCGUAGAGCCCUUCCACACGUUUUUAUAUUCGAGGCAGCGGGAUGGUCCGGUCUAUCCCAACCAGUCCUAUGCCGCCCUACAGUCGCAACAAUACCCGAACUCACAUGGUCCGCCAAUCCUACGUACACGAAGCUCCCAUCCGACUCACGGUCACUCCGUCUCCAAUAUCUCGAAUUUCAGUCAUGCAAACGAGCACCACCACAACAUCAUGGAGUCUGGUUCACGCACCGUGGGCAACUCUCCUGCCAGCAGCCCUGGCCUCUUUAGUCCCGCCACUCCUCCUCUUCGUCACACCCAGCAGUCCGAAGACAACCUGUACUCCGGGCCCUGGCUGCACCACACCCACAGGCAGCCGCCAAAGGAGACGCAUGUCGCUGACGUCGAUGUUGAUCCUGUUUCCGGGCGGAAGCUAGUCAACCACUACGAGGUCAUUGGCGAGCUAGGCCGCGGUGUGCAUGGGAAGGUCAAGCUAGGGCGCAACCUAGAGGACGGUGCCACUGUCGCUAUCAAGAUAGUCGACAGAUACUCGAAACGCCGCCGCCUGGGGAAGAACACAAGCCACGAAGACAAGAUCAAGCGAGAAAUCGCCAUUCUGAAGAAAGCCCGGCAUGCGAACAUCGUCAGUCUGCUCGAAGUCAUUGAUGACCCCUCUAAGAAGAAGGUAUAUAUUAUCCUAGAGCACGUAAAGAAUGGUGAAGUAAAGUGGCGGACGGAAGGUGCAAAAGAGGUGUGUAUGGUAGAAUGGCGUCGAUACCAGCGGGAGUCUGAAGGCAUUUUCGACAACGAAAGCGCAGCUCUGGAGGACGAGAAGAUCAUCAGACUCGCUCACCAGAAGCUCGAACGCCAACAACGCCGGCGGGCAAAGGCGUUGCGUCAGCGCCGACAGCUCCCGGACGACCUCGAGUCUUGGAGUUUCGAGCUUGGAGGUGAUUCCGAGGAAGAUUUUUCAGAGAACGAACGGAGCUCUCGAGCAUUGGAAGACAGGCCUGAAAGUCGGCUCCACUAUGCAGAACAUCACGGUUCCACUAGCAAUCAGGGCACGCACAUGGAAACCGCGAUUCGCUCAAGCACCCCCACAGCCAGCACCAAAGGGGAAGACCCAACCCUCUCCACCGGUCUCGAAGGGACCAUGUACGGAGCCUAUGACACCGAAACCUUCCGUGGACGGACCCCAAGUCUGGCCGGCAGUAGCUCUUCUCACUUCACUGAUGGAGAGGAAGAGGUUCCAGAGCAUUUCCGAUACGUUCCCUUGAUGACGAUUCAGGCAGCGCGGGAGGCAUUCCGGGAUACAGUGCUUGGAUUGGAGUAUCUUCAUUAUCAGGGUGUCAUUCACCGAGACAUUAAGCCCGCCAAUCUGCUCGUGACGGCAGAACAUCGAAUCAAGAUAUCCGACUUUGGGGUAUCUUACCUCGGGCGUCCAGCUGCCGACGACAGCAACGGCGACCAAUCCGAGUCAGACAUGCACGAUGCUGACGAGGCGAUCGAGCUGGCUAAGACCGUGGGCACUCCAGCCUUUUAUGCUCCGGAGCUAUGCCAUACCGACCCAGAUGUCGACGCUAUUCGGAUAGGUCCCCAAAUUGAUAUCUGGGCCCUCGGUGUAACCCUGUACUGUCUCAUCUACGGGCGUGUGCCGUUCCAUGACCCCAAUCAGUUCCGCCUCAUGAAGGUCAUUACGGAUGCGGAACCCUACAUCCCCAAGUACAGGUUGAAGCCUGUUGCAGAGAACUCGAAUUCCCGGCCGAGCUCGCAUGGGCGGUUGUAUCACCCGAUGACGACUAGUCGGAGAGCUCCACACGAUCUCGAAUAUGAAGAAGUUAGUGAGGACUUGCAGGAUCUUCUUCGUAGAUUGUUCGUCAAAGAUCCACGUUACCGGAUAUCUGUCCAGGACAUUAAGCGGCACCCUUGGCUUACCCAGGGUAUUGAGGACCUCACUGCUUGGGUCGAACGUACCGAUCCCGACAAAUCUUCUCAUGGAAGGAAGAUCGAGAUUUCGAAGGCUGAUAUCGACGAUGCUGUUGUUCCGUUCACUACCUUCCUGGAUCGUGUUCGAUUUGGAGUCCGCAAAAUCGGGGACAUGGCUAGGAGCCUCACACGCCAGGCGUCCAGGAAACGUGGCCUGAGCUCGGCGAGCGGCCAGGAUCCACAUACGGUCGGGAGUGCGCAUUCGUCUAGCAGCACGAUCAGCCAGGAUGGCCGGCGACCUAGUUUAGGUCCAGGCAUGACCAUCUACGAGGCGUUGAGCAGAUCGCGAGAACCCGAACAUCCGCUCUCCCAAAGUCAGACUGCUAGUCCGGAAGCGAGUGACCGGCAAAGAUAUUUCGAAAGCCCGAAUGCCCGCAACGCUUCACCUGCCCACAACACAGAAGCUCAUGAGCGCCCGUCGUCUUUGGCACUCGCCGGUAGGCCACCUACACUAGGACGCGCGAACACAACGGCGUCAACGACUGGGUCGAUACGAACCAUUCGACCGUCUGAGCCAUCCAGCAGAGGUCGACCGCCAUCCCCAAAUAUCCCGCCAGGACUCCCGGGCACUCCAACCGUUCUCGACACGCCAGGCGGCUCCAAUCUUAGCGGCAUCUUUGGCGGGCUUCCUCGUCAUGUCGUCAGAAAUCGGACCAGUGACGAAAGGAUGUUAAUGCCUCCAAGGGAGCACGCGCGAGCAAAGUCCAUUGACAGGCUGGUGGGGACGGAUUCUGAUGCGCACAGCGGGCCAAGUCUGGCGAUAAGCACGGCUGUUGCUUCUGGACAUGUGGACCAACCGGAUCUCUUAAAGGAAUUGUCGCCGACUGUUGCCUGUGGUCCGUCCCCCAACUUCUCUGAUUCCCGCUCUCCAGGCUCGAUGGAUAGAGGAUGCUCCCGACAAUCCUCGGUUUCAUCCAUUUCGUCUCGCUUGCAGCGGAGCUGGGCAGCUCGAAGCCACGAACUUGAAGCCGGGUCGACCCUGGCCAUGUCUACCGUUGCACAUGCCCCGCUUGCCCGUGACACUUCAGAUGAGAGGUUUAGCAGAGCCAAAGAUGAAUUCGUUCGUCGCAGGGUGAUAGAAGAGAACCUUGGUCGCGAGAGACCCCAUUCAGCGACAUUUCAACGACCUCCAUCGUCCCUCAGCCAGACAGCCUGUCCUCCGAGCCCUGACGAUGAAACAUUCUACCAGCGACAGAAGGUUGAGGAUUUCUUGAAUCAACAACACGCUUCCUCCCAUAAUACCAGUCCCAUCAGCUACCCAAUCAUCCAUCCACCACAGACAAGGACCGUCAACUCCAGCUCGUCUGAAGAUCACUUUACCUUCAUGUCGCAAUCUACUUCCAACCCUUCCAUCCCCUCGGUAGCCUCUGCCAACUCAUCCAUGGCGCCGGACGAGUGCGUCUCUAUGAAUUCAUUCUCUAGAGGAGCAGGCGCAGCAUCUGCCGAUUCACUCUACAUCAAUCAGUUCGACGCCCCAACCGAUGACCCUGCGGGUUACGACGGUGACCACGCUGUUGAAACUGAGGACGAUGACGAAGAUUCCGAUGACGAUUUCCUUGUCAUGGGGAAGAAGAAGAAGCCUGCGCCAAGGAGCGAGUCCAUCUCGAAUGCGGAACUGGCACGGUCCAGACUCCGCAAAGAAGUCUCGGUUCGCAGAAGGUCCGCACGCAGCGGAAGCAACGGGACGGUGAAGAAGAUACCACCUCCUGGCGACUCUGGAGACGAGAACAGCCCCGAAACCCAAUAA
Molecule: messenger RNA, 4164 nt
Organism: Trematosphaeria pertusa
Lineage: Eukaryota; Fungi; Ascomycota; Dothideomycetes; Pleosporales; Trematosphaeriaceae
Product: kinase-like protein
Exons: 1
Coding region: 1-4164 (1387 amino acids)
Biological process (GO): intracellular signal transduction; protein phosphorylation
Cellular component (GO): cytoplasm
Molecular function (GO): protein serine/threonine kinase activity; ATP binding
Source: RefSeq, a predicted model, not a curated record